CUGCCCUCUCCUACCCAACAACGAAAACUGCCCUACGUGACGAACAUCUUCUCCUCCUUCAUUCUUCUUUCUCCCUCUUCUUUCUCUCUUUCUGCACGUCACGACAACAACAGAGCCACCACCGAUUCACUCCCGUGAAACGAUAGACACAACUCGGAAGCUUGAGCCUCCUGUUGAUCGAUCCCGUCCGCGCGAGUCCCUUCUUUCGUUCUAGACUUGCGACACCUGGCAACAACAACAACGACAACAACUUCAACCGCUUCAACUUCGACUCGACGACCUUGAGCUUUGCUCGCUUUCAAUCCAGCUUCACCAGCACCCGCAACAGCUACCGAUAACCCCUACUUCACCACCGCUCGACACCAUGUCGCAGAUCAGAGGAACUGCAGGCUACCACCUGGGCCCUGACAACAGGCCGUUCGGUGGUCCCUCCAUGAACUCCGCUACCUCAGACCCUUCUCCGCUUGACGCCAUUCGAGCGCAGACCAGCAAGAUCGAGGACCUCCUCGACACCUUCGCUGACCCCGUCAAGCCAUACCUCCCUAUGAUAGGACGUUUCCUGAUCGUGGUAACCUUCCUCGAAGACGCGUUGCGGAUAAUCACGCAAUGGAGUGACCAGCUAUCCUACCUCCACGACUACCGGCACAUUCCGACUGGAAUAACACACCUUUUCCUUGGGCUGAACGUGAUCUUCAUGCUGGCUGGCUCCGCACUGGUCAUCGCACGCAAGCACUCAGAGUACGCCGUCGGAGGACUCCUCGGAGUCGUGGUCACGCAGGCGUUCGGUUAUGGUCUCAUCUUCGAUCUCAACUUCUUCCUCCGCAACCUGUCGGUCGUCGGAGGACUGUUGAUGGUGCUCUCGGACUCGUUCCACCGCAAGAAGUUCGCCUUUGCCGGACUCCCGCAGAUCGACGAGAAGGACCGCAAGGUCUACUUCCAGCUCGCCGGCCGUGUCCUCCUCGUCUUCCUGUUCAUCGGCUUCGUGUUCUCGGGCGAAUGGACCAUCAGCAGGAUUCUCGUCAGCUUGGUCGGACUCGUGGCCUGCGUGAUGGUUGUUGUCGGCUUCAAGGCUAAGUGGAGUGCCGUCAUGUUGGUGGUCAUUCUGAGCAUCUUUAAUGUUCUGAUCAACAACUUCUGGACUCUUCACCCCCACCACCCCCAGAGGGACUUUGCCAAGUACGAUUUUUUCCAGAUCCUGUCGAUUGUCGGUGGUCUGGUCCUCCUGGUCAACAUGGGCCCCGGCUCCCUCUCGGUGGACGAGAAGAAGAAGGUCUACUAAACUCUCUGUAUGCAGAUGUUGUAAAAGGGAUAGGGAGAUGGGGGGGUGGAUGUGAGCGUGGAGGAAAGUGGAGGAAAG
Molecule: messenger RNA, 1357 nt
Organism: Tricharina praecox
Lineage: Eukaryota; Fungi; Ascomycota; Pezizomycetes; Pezizales; Pyronemataceae
Product: SURF4 family-domain-containing protein
Exons: 5
Coding region: 365-1279 (304 amino acids)
Biological process (GO): Golgi organization
Cellular component (GO): endoplasmic reticulum-Golgi intermediate compartment; membrane; endoplasmic reticulum
Source: RefSeq, a predicted model, not a curated record